AUGUUUUUUUUCCCUGGUCAGGUGCAAGUCCACCGCGACCAUGUAUUGCGGGCUUGGAAGCUUCUGCAGAUUCUGCACAUUAUGCGAGACUAUUGGAGCAAGACUGAAGAGGAUGGCGCCAAAGGAAUCGUUCUACCUCCUGCUUCUGCUGAUUUGCAGAGCCGUGUGCCGGAACACAUCAAAUGCCCACAGUCCCAGGGGCUUGACCAUUUUCCAGCAACUCAAAGAUUUGAACCCAAGCCUGAGAUCCCGUCGGAAGACGAAGCCACACCCACACCCAAGGAGUGCCUCACCGGCAAGGCCUUUGACGCUGCUAUGGCAAAGGGCUACAACGAUGCUGGCCUUUCCGUCCAGCUGCCGGCCUCUUGGAUGUCUGACAGGGACAUCUUCCGCAGAACCGUGCUCAGAGGCAAGAUGGAAGACACAUGGGAGCAAGUCGUCAAAGCUGCCUUGGCCCUUUACCCCAUUGGAAAGCUUGAAGCUGCAGGAACCUCCAAGUCCAAGCUUGUCUUCUCUCAAGUUCCUACGCAGAAUGCGAAGCGAGUGGCCUUCCACAACAUGCUCGUGGAUUCCUGCCAAGUCUCAGUGCGCCAGUGGUGCGACAGCUUACAAAAAGAAACUGAUCGAGUUGCCAGUCGGAAACGGAAGCAGGGCGAAACAACAGAGAAGCCCGGGGACGAGGAUUAG
Messenger RNA from Cladocopium goreaui, 687 nucleotides. Lineage: Eukaryota; Dinophyceae; Suessiales; Symbiodiniaceae. The record is from the annotation of a GenBank genome assembly.